AUGAGAGCUGUGUGCUUUGUCAAUAAAUUAUGUUGGGAACUUCCUGGUACAGUUUUUAGACAUGGACUAAUGAUUGGUGAUGUUGAUAAUGAUGGAGAAAAUGAAUUAGUUGUUGGUACAGCUGAAGGUUGUCUACACAUUUUUAAGGGAACAGAAUUGUGGCAAAAAAUAUCUGGUCUUGGUUUAAUUUCUUGCUUAACAAUAGGUGACAUUUUUAAUUCUGGAAAAAACGCUCUUGUUGUUAUUUGCGAUGAUGGAUGGGUGCAUAUUUAUUACAAUGAUCAACCGCAAAUUAAUACAUUUUUUACUUCUAAUACGAGUUCUUUUGGUGGAAAUAAAUUUGAAUUGAAAAAAACAACUGAACCAAUUAAUAGAAGUCAAAAGGAAAAAAAUAUAGAAAGUACGGAGAAAACAGGAACUUCGCAGGAAACUAUUGAUUUACCGGAAAAAUUAUCAUGUGUACAUGUUCAGAGAAUUCCUACAAAUACAAAAGUAGUACUUGUAGCUGAUAUUGAUAAGGAUGGUUUAAAUGAAAUGAUAAUUGGUCUGACUGAUCGAGUAGUUCGGUCAUACAGGUGGUCAUGUAGACUAGACUUUGGACCUGGAAAUCUUGUAGGCCUUAAUAAAUGGGAGUGUGCUAAUCAAAUUGGGACAGUAACUAUGCAACAUGCGAAAGAUGGCACUCCGACACUAUUAGUAGCCCAACCAGGAGGAACAUUUAUGCGUAUUAACUGCAAUCAGGAUAACUGUCAAGUAGGAGAUGAAUUGUCGGAUUCUAGUAAUGAAGCUGCAGCCAGUUGCAUUGACUAUCAAACUCUUGGUAUUCAUCGUAUGCGCAAUGCAAAUAUAUCUACUGAAAUACUUGGAGAUUUAGAACCAGGAAAAGAUUCAUUGUCUUUAAAAAAAGAUUCUCCAUGGCUUCGUUACAAGAAAAAAGUGCAAGGAAUUGAUCAAGUUGAUGGAAAUACUGUUGGCGGAAAUGUAAUCUUAGGAGAAUAUAUUUCUAUAAGUAAUGAGGAACCAAUAUUUUGCGAUGACACACCUAAUUACUCUAACAAUAAUUUGUUAAAUAAUAAUAAUGAUAUAAAAUGUAUUAAAAAAACAUUUCAAGAACAUGAUAAAUCUACAGAUAUAAACCAAAAAGAACAUUUAAGUGGAAAAUCUUAUGCUCUCGCAACAUUAGAUGGCACAAUUAUGCUUGUUCGCAAUGAAAUAAUUUUAUGGUCAAUGCAAGUCGAUCAUCAUAUUUUUGCCUUAUGUCGAUUAGACGUUACAAGAGAUGGUGCUGAUGAAAUUAUAGCUUGCACAUGGGAUGGACAAACAUACAUUCUUGAUCAACAGAGAAACAGUGUGCGUUUUCAGUUUGAACAAACUGUAAGAGCAUUUUGUACAGGAAUGUAUCAUGUUUCUUCAAAAACUGCCAAACCUUCUUUUGUCUUCAACACAUUUAAUAAUAAGAUUUUCUUGUAUUAUGACAUAAUUAUACCAAGCAUGAUACUGCAGUCUAUGAACCCGUUAGACCAAUGGAGCUCAAACGAAAGACAUAAAUUUGAAAAAAUUGUUAAUGUUAAUGAUGAUAUACACGAAGAAAAAAAAUUAAGAACAUUGACACAUUGGCUAUUAUAUGGAAUCCAUUAACCAUUGUGAAAUAAAGUAAAAAAAAACUAAGAUGGAUAUCAAGCAAAUAAGUCUGCCUAUUAGAAAGUUUAAUAAAAAUUGUAAAUAAUAAGAAUAUAAAAAUCCAUUAUUCUUGCAUUACUCAACAACGACACGAAAAUGAAAGAAUCUUUUAGAAGGAAAAUAUUUUAGCAAAUACAGAUUUUGCGAGUGUGUCGUAGAAUUGUAUACUUUAAUUCGUAAAAUUUCCUCUUCUAGAAAUAACAUUGUAAUAUAAAAAACGAAAUUAAAGAACUUUAUAUUACACCUAGUGGAGGGUGCAUGGGUAAUACAAACUAAAAAGAAUUGUAUAUAUAUAUAUAAUAAUUCGAACACACUGAAAACCUCAUCUUAUAACUAAAUACCGUUUUUAUUGAUGUUGAUGUGUAAGAAACCUAAUUUUCUUAAUUUUAGUUUGAUUUCAAUUUUUUAAUUCUAAAGCUGAAAAUCAUAUCUUUACAAUCUUUACAAUAUAUAAUGUAAUACAAUCUUAAAAGACUAAAAAACUUCCAAUAUUUUUAGUUGAUUUUUUAACUUUUUCGUUAAUUUUUUAUUGGCUAAAGUUUAAAAAUUACCAACAGGUUUCGAUUUGCAAAUAAAAAUUUUUGUCUUGGAAAA
Messenger RNA from Leptopilina boulardi, 2274 nucleotides. RefSeq names its product KICSTOR complex protein ITFG2-like. Bases 1 to 1638 code for a protein of 545 amino acids. Gene Ontology annotation, biological process: regulation of TOR signaling. Gene Ontology annotation, cellular component: KICSTOR complex. The transcript is spliced from 8 exons. The record is from RefSeq and is a predicted model, not a curated record. Lineage: Eukaryota; Metazoa; Arthropoda; Insecta; Hymenoptera; Figitidae.